AUGGCUGACAUCGAAUACAACGCCGAGGAGGCUGCCGAGAUCAAGAAGAGAAGACAGUUCCGCAAGUUUUCUUACCGCGGCAUUGACCUCGACCAGCUCCUCGACCUUUCCUCCGAGCAGCUCCGUGAUGUCGUUCACGCCCGUGCCCGCAGACGUUUCAACCGCGGCCUGAAGCGCAAGCCCAUGGGUCUCAUCAAGAAGCUCCGCAAGGCCAAGCAGGAGGCCAAGCCCAACGAGAAGCCCGAUCUCGUCAAGACUCACCUCCGUGACAUGAUCGUCGUCCCCGAGAUGAUCGGCUCCGUCGUCGGUAUCUACUCCGGUAAGGAGUUCAACCAGGUUGAGAUCAAGCCCGAGAUGGUUGGUCACUACUUGGCUGAGUUCUCUAUCUCUUACAAGCCCGUCAAGCACGGUCGUCCCGGUAUUGGUGCCACCCACUCUUCCCGUUUCAUUCCCCUCAAGUAA
Molecule: messenger RNA, 462 nt
Organism: Penicillium psychrosexuale
Lineage: Eukaryota; Fungi; Ascomycota; Eurotiomycetes; Eurotiales; Aspergillaceae
Product: 40S ribosomal protein uS19
Exons: 5
Coding region: 1-462 (153 amino acids)
Biological process (GO): translation; ribosomal small subunit assembly
Cellular component (GO): cytosolic small ribosomal subunit; ribosome
Molecular function (GO): structural constituent of ribosome; RNA binding
Source: RefSeq, a predicted model, not a curated record